Messenger RNA from Oncorhynchus gorbuscha (pink salmon), 5056 nucleotides. RefSeq names its product zinc finger protein neuro-d4-like. Gene Ontology annotation, biological process: nervous system development. Bases 1 to 1233 code for a protein of 410 amino acids. Gene Ontology annotation, cellular component: nBAF complex. Lineage: Eukaryota; Metazoa; Chordata; Actinopteri; Salmoniformes; Salmonidae. The record is from RefSeq and is a predicted model, not a curated record. The transcript is spliced from 12 exons.
AUGAAAUUGAAAUUGCUGGUAUAUUACAUGUGCAAUACGGGGAUCUGCAGUGUUACAUUGUAUCUAUCAUACUAUAUCAAAAUGGCCACAGUGGUACAGAACCCCCUGAAAUCGCAAUCUGGAGGAACAGUCAUUAAGAACAGUCUGGGCGAGGAGUUCUACAGAGAGGCCAUCGAGCACUGCCGCAGCUACAAUGCCCGCCUGUGUGCUGAGCGCUCCAUGCGCCUGCCCUUCCUGGACUCCCAGACCGGCGUGGCACAGAGCAACUGCUACAUCUGGAUGGAGAAGAACCACCGCGGCCCAGGUUUGGCCCCAGGACAGCUGUAUACUUACCCUGCCCGCUGCUGGCGCAAGAAGAGACGGUUAAACAUUCUGGAGGACCCGCGCCUCGGACCCAUUGAGUUUAAGAUCGACUACGAGGCGUCUCUGAAGAAGGAAGGGGGCUUGCCGGAGGGGCCGGUGUUGGAAUCACUGCUCAGUGGAGAGACUCUGGACAAGAAGGUGGAGGCGAAGGAAGAGGAACCUAUGAGCGAGUGCCAGAAGUUGCUGGUCGGUGAUUUCCCCCAUGAACUGGAAGCGGAGGAGAUGGAAGAGGACGUCCCCAAACGCAAGAACCGCAAGAACCGCGAAGGACGGGCCUGUGGUGUAGGGGGUAUGAGGAAGAGACAAGAACCCAGCACCAUUGAGGACAGGGACAAGCCGUACGUCUGUGACAUCUGUGGGAAGCGCUAUAAAAACCGCCCGGGCCUGAGCUACCACUACACUCACACACACCUAGCGGACGAGGAGGGAGAGGAGGACUCUGAGCGACACACCCUGCCCUUCCAGCGCAAGAACAACCACAAGCCUAAGAAAGCUGCAGAUGGGUCGGUCAUCCCUAACGGCUACUGUGACUUCUGCCUGGGCGGCUCCAAGAAGACCGGCUGUCCCGAGGACCUCAUCUCCUGUGCCGACUGUGGACGCUCAGGCCACCCGUCCUGCCUGCAGUUUACAGUCAACAUGACGGCAGCCGUACGGACCUACCGCUGGCAGUGUAUCGAGUGCAAGUCCUGCAGCUUGUGUGGCACCUCUGAGAAUGACGAUCAGUUACUAUUCUGUGAUGACUGUGACAGAGGCUACCAUAUGUAUUGCCUGAGCCCCCCUAUGGCGGAGCCCCCAGAGGGGAGCUGGAGUUGCCAUCUGUGUCUGCGGCAGCUUAAAGAGAAGGCCUCGGCCUACAUCACCCUGACCUAAUCUACCACGCUACACCGCCCAUCCGCACCCCCCCCCCCCCCCACACCCACCCACCCCAAACAUGGCAAACGGACCUACUACAAUGUGAGAAGAAUCCCCCAAGCCCCUGCAGUUUUUCCUCCUCUAUGAAACGACAACAGACGUCCGUCCAUCUCUCCUGUCGUCAGGUCUCCCAGCCCCAGCUGUUUUAACGUCAAUGGAAGCACCUACUUCCCAGGGUGCACCAUGCUCCAUCCAGGUCUCCCCCCUGUCUGUCCCUGCUGAGUCCCAGCCACCUGCCGCUGGAGUCCCCUCCACCUCUGGCCCAGGAUGAACCACCUUUUACCCCAGCAGCAUCAGGGAGAACAUCUGAUUAUCAAUAGUCUAACUGGCCCUUCAUCUUCUGUCUCCGAAGAGCCGUUUAUCAACAACCCACAAGGGCACUUUCUCUCCUGUGAAGGGUCCUUAGAGGAGCCGUAAUGAGCAUCAGAUGCCACUGUGGCCCUAUACUCCCAUAGCUCGGCUGUGGCCCUGGCAGUGGAGUACACACGGAGAGGGAGAGGCAGGCCGUAGUGACGCCUAGACUCCUCGUUAGGUUUAAAGCAGCUGCAGCCCCGCCCCCUUCCUCCCAUAUGGCGCCUCCACUCAAAGCCUUUGACGGUGAAGUACUCUGGGAUUGAUACCAUCGCCCGGAGCUAUUGUGGCUUGAUGACAUUUGCAGAGGAGAGGGAGUGGAGAGGUUGUCACUCUGCCAUCAGCCACUUAGAUCAAAUUGUGUGUCCAAAAAAAUAAUGAAUUAGAGCAAAUGUUUUCCCCAACUAUGAACUUCUUGUUACCUUCAUUUCCUUAAAAAAAAACUGAAAAAGCCAACAUGAGACUGCUAUGACUUUGGUGGAGCUUGGUGUAUUUUGGCUGUGUGUGUAGCAAGAAUGUAGGUAUGUUUUAAGUGUGGACAAUGCAAAUUUUAAUGUCUGGCCUUGUCAAAAAUACAGGGCCCAAAUUUCUUUUCUUUUUUAAACUUUAUUUGCAUGGUGUUAACAUUAUAGUUUUUAAAAAUAUUUUAAAGAUAAAAUGUAUUUAAGAAAGCACACUUAAUUCGCAAUAAUGUGUUUGUUGACCCAUUUGGGUAAAGUUGAGUGUGUGUGUGUGUCCAUUUGUAUUUGUAUGUAUGUGUGUGUGUGUGUGUGUGUGUGUGUGUGUGUGUGUGUGUGUGUGUGUGUGUGUGUGUGUGUGUGUGUGUGUGUGUGUGUGUGUGUGUGUGUGUGUGUGUGUGUGUGUGUGUGUGUGUGUGUGUGUGUGUGUGUGUGUGUGUGUGUGUGCGUGUGUGAGUGAGGGUAAAUGUGCCCUCCUAAAACUGUGUGGAAGUGAGAGCCAACCGUAGCCAACCAGGUGCUAGGCAGGACCUAUGGCAGGGUCGGGGAGCAGGAAGGGGAGGGGCUUCUGAUUCCUAGAAACACCACCAUGACUUACUGUAUUAUGUUUUCUGUUGGACCAAACGAAUUCAAGCCAGCUUGCGCAGAUUCUUUCUUCCGAGCCCUUGUUUUUUCUCGAAGGAUAACUCAUUUUUGUGAAAAGUCAUCAAAACUAGUAGAAUGAGUGCUUUACUAUCUGCAAGACUGCUUUGCGUGCUAGGACCUUGUAAUAUAAUGUGCUUUCAAAGAGUAAUCUAAAAGCAGAGGACUUCUACUAACUGGGACGCCAGCAUGUGUUUGUGAGCUUGCACUGAGACAAGUCUUUUUUUCAACCCAAAGUCCCCUCCCCCAGUGGCCUAUCUGACUGGACUAUUGCAUCACGCUGCAACUUUGAUUGGUCCAAUGAUUCCUCUUCCUAGAGCUUUAAGUUGGGAGGCAUUUAGCUGUAAAUAGAUUGUCACUCUCUCCAUCUAUCAAAAAGACUAAUUGCAAUUUCAUAAUUCACCGUCUCUCAGUGCACAUCGAAAUAUGAACUCAAAAAUACAAUUUCUGUCUAUUUUAAAGCACUUAAAAGUGGUUAUCAUAUUUGCCUCCAUAUUUGUAAUGUCUCUACUCCUCAAAUGUAUGUGUUUAUAUUCUACUAUGGUAUGAUCCAACACACACAGCCAUGUGGGGGAAAAGGUCACUACCUGCGCUACCCAAAAUGUAUGUGUUUCUAUUCUACUAUGGUAUGAUCCAACACACACAGCCAUGUUGGGGAAAAGGUCACUACCUGCGCUACCCAAAAUGGAUGUACCAUCAUUUUAGCCAUGUGAUACCAGAAAUUAUCUUGAUUUCAUAUUUUGAUAUUUACUUUAUUCCCUUUUCUCUCGAAUAACUAGGGAUGUUUUUACCUCUUCUCUCUCAGAAUUGUUCUCUUGUUUGUUUUUGUUGGUGUUUUUGUACUUCAAACAUUUUGCACAGUGUGUUUGUUUGGCAUGUGUGUGUACGUGUGUGUGUCUAUGUGUGUGACAGAGAGAGAGGGGGGGGGGGGGAGACACACAGGCAGACUUAAAGGCGCUGUCUGGCAGUGGUUCUGUUCCAAAUUACACCCUUUCCUCUUUGUAGUGCACUAUUUUGAACAGUGGCCAUAGGGCUCUGGUAGAAAAAUAGUGCACCACAUAGGGAAUAGGGUCCCAUUUGGGGUGCACAUAUUGUCUCUUUAAUCUAAUAAUGAGGUCAUAGAAAAACAAAAACAGUCAGUCGACGGUUAUUAUUUUUCAAACUUCCUCUCCAUGACACAAGCUGCAUGCCGAUACAUCCAAGACUACAGUUAACACUAGUGUACUGUGUUAGAAUGGGUACUGCUGCGGCCUCAGUCCUUGCUACUGUAGUUGGCCCUGAGUGACAAUAGCCUGAUCCCAGAUCUGUUUGUGCUGUCGCAUGACAAUGACCCUUAGAGUUGGUAAGACAGCACACAGAUCUAGGUUCGGCCAGAGUGACAGAAUGUCAUUCUACUGACUGUAGUGUCAGUAGAAUGUGUCAUGAUAGAUUGUCUUUUGAGGAGUCUGUCCAUUUAAAGGACAAUGUGAAAACCUUCACAACAUUACGGUUUCAUCCUUUUAUUUAAGUUUCCCACCAAUAUCCAAUCAGAGUUGUGUUCAGAGCCGGUACUGAGGUAAUAGCCAGGGGAUGACGUGAUUCUGUGUGGGUGAGGUGAACUGAUCUCACUGAUAAUAAGCCUUUACUUCUGAAUUUAUUCCUGGCAUUUAAGAGGAUGUGGUGGAGUCAAACUACUUUGAUUGUACUCUCUGAGAGGAUGCAGUUGCAGAAAGAGGGGUGACUCUAGCUCAGAUAUGACCUUUGACCCCCCCCCCCUUCCCCCAGAGACUGAGCUGAAAGAUAGGGGGUCACCCAGUGAUCUAUCCUGUUCCGUCUCAGCAUCCUUCACUCCCUCCCCAUCUUUAGACUGGGGGUGGGAUUAGAAAGGAAAGAUUAUUGGCCAGUCUUCAAACGAAGCAGGAUUUUGGCCCUCUUGUAAAUUAUCGUGCUGUGAUCUUGCUUGCACUUUUUAUUACCAAAAUAAGACAUUCCUGUGUGAGUGUUGUGCACAUUUUCCUUUCUUGUAACUGUCUGUUGGAAAAAAAGAAACACUGGAUAAAAUGAAUUUGUUAGUAUUUACCCUGAUGGAGAUCAAAUCUUCCUGGACACGUGGGUUGUUUUUUCCUUCUCUACCUGGGAACGCUUUGAAAUAUUGACUGCAACUGCAUAGCUGUCAUUCAUUCACUGUAAAUUCAUCUGUCUUUAUCGAGGCACCCAAUUUUUCCACAUUUUUCUCUCCUGACUUCUUUUUUCAUUUACAAACCAUCAUAAAUAAAAGUUGUAACCCCUGAAAACGUCUGCUGUGGUGUGUGUUUGUGUGGAGUCUCUGAACACCCACCAAUCCAGCAAUG